AUGUCAGCAGGUGCAACGGGAGACGCGGCUCCUACGUCUGCUGCUCCUGCAGCAGCAGGCAGUACCAACAGCAACAACAACUGCGCCAGUGGCACCAACUGCCGUGUGUCACUGAGCUUGUUUUACAGCUGCUUAGCCUGCUUGGGUCUUGUUUUGGGAUCCCCCUGGCUGAGUCCCCCUCCUGUGCUGCUCCAGAUGGUGCUUUAUACGGCUCCCAUACUUUAUAUAGGGAGCCACUUGUCUUUGAAGCAAAACGAAGUAGACGCAAUAACGGGAGAGAGGUUAAACAAAGGGGAGGCCAUGGACAGAACUGACGCCAUGCUUUUUCCUGUUUUCGGCUCCAUAGCACUCUUCAGCUUGUACCUUGCCUACAAGUUCUUGGGAGCUGGGUGGGUGAAUAUGCUCCUGACGUUCUACUUGACGGGCGUAGGUCUUCUUGCGUUAGGGGGAACAGUCUUCUCUGUGUCAAGGCCUCUCUGUCCACCCUGGCUGUAUGAUGACAGUUGGCUUGUCCUCCGUCCCAGAGGUCCUUUCCUUUGGAUCCGCAAGUGGCUCAGCGGCCCAACGCCGUCAGAAGCGACACGCAUGGAACACCAAGAACACCAGGAGGAGCAACAGGAGAAACAGCAGAAGAAGCAGCACGGACAGGAGACCAAGCUAGCCGUGGACUGGAGUUGGCGAUUCAGUCCUCUUUGGCUCGCUUCCCAUCUGCUAGCUUUGGCCAUAUGCAUCCUGUGGCUUAUAACGAAGCACUGGGCGCUACACAACAUUUUGGCGAUUGCAUUUUGCACUCAGGCGAUAGCAAUAGUGAGCGUGGGAAGUUUCGGAGUUGCUAGCAUUCUACUAUGCGGGCUCUUCGUAUAUGAUGUGUUUUGGGUGUUUGGGACUGAAGUGAUGGUUUCAGUGGCAAAGGCUUUUGAGGGUCCAGCCAAACUGAUGUUUCCAGUGCAGCUGUCUCCAUUGCAGUACAGCAUUCUCGGCCUGGGUGACGUGGUUAUUCCCGGCGUCUUGAUAGCCAUGUGUCUACGCUUCGAUCUGUUUCUCUACCAAAAGCAGCAAAACGCAGCAACGAAGGCUCUGGCGGUGGACAUACACCAGCGUUUCCCUAAGUUCUACUUUUGCGUUGUACUUGCGUUCUAUGAGUUGGGCUUGCUGACAACAGGCCUUGUAAUGCUCUAUGCACAGCAUCCGCAGCCCGCGCUUCUUUAUCUUGUCCCGUACUGUCUCUUUAGCCUCUUUGGCGCAGCUGCUCUCAACGGAAAAGUUAAAGAAGUGCUGGCGUACAAGGAGGAAGACGAGGAGGGGAGCAGCAUCCUGCGAGCGUCUGCGCUGGAGACGACAGAGAAGAAAGAGAACUAG
Messenger RNA from Eimeria necatrix, 1359 nucleotides. RefSeq names its product signal peptide peptidase domain-containing protein, putative. The transcript has 7 exons. The coding region runs from base 1 to 1359 and encodes 452 amino acids. NCBI's taxonomy places the organism in Eukaryota, Apicomplexa, Conoidasida, Eucoccidiorida, Eimeriidae. Gene Ontology annotation, cellular component: cytoplasmic side of endoplasmic reticulum membrane; membrane; lumenal side of endoplasmic reticulum membrane. Gene Ontology annotation, molecular function: aspartic endopeptidase activity, intramembrane cleaving. The record is from RefSeq and is a predicted model, not a curated record. Gene Ontology annotation, biological process: membrane protein proteolysis.